This is a messenger RNA of Frankliniella occidentalis (western flower thrips), 1675 nucleotides long. RefSeq lists its product as uncharacterized. The transcript has 4 exons. The record is from RefSeq and is a predicted model, not a curated record. The annotation marks the transcript as partial. NCBI's taxonomy places the organism in Eukaryota, Metazoa, Arthropoda, Insecta, Thysanoptera, Thripidae.
CGCCGCCAGCCCGAGCUCGCCGGAGAUGACCAGUGUCUUACAGAGACAAGCAACCACACCAUCAUUCCAGGUUCGCCGCUCGCCGGACCGCGAGGCCUGCUGGACGUCCUCCAGCGCGAGCAGCACGUCGAGCAGCGAUGACGAGUCAUCUCAGUGCAACGGCCUGGGCGACGGCGCGCCGUCGAGACCGCGAGUCUCGCUGUCCCCCGGGCAGGAGUCCCUCACGGCGCACGACAAGCCUCCCCGGCCGCCCGGUGCACACGCCAAGGGUCAGGGCCAGGGCCGCGGCGAGGCCAAGUCCUUCCUCAUGCGCGCGCUCGGCCCCGUCACCAACCUCUUCCGCCACGGCAGCAAGACGCCCACGGACGACGGCCACCGCGAGGAGGCAGAGGACGGCUUCAGCGAGGUCGCCUUGCAGCGAACCAAGAGCUCGCGGUCGCUGGGCAAGCCCGACGCGGACAGCGUUAGCAUCAAGUCCAACGAGUCCCUCAAAGGUUACAAGAUCAGGAAGCAGUACUCCGGUGAUAGACCUUGGUGGCUCGAAAGUUCGGAGAAUAUCGCGGACCAGGCAGCUUCAGGGCUUCAGCGCGCGCCCAGCUCGAGGUCGCUGAGCAAGCCCAGUCAGGACUCCGACAAGGAGAGUGUCAAGUCUUUCAAGCUCCGAAAGCAGUAUUCGGGUGAGCGGCCGUGGUGGCUGGACAGCGCCGACAACAUCCCCGCGGCCAUCCAGCGCGCCCCCAGCACCCUCUCCGUCAACAGCGCGAGCACUGGAGCGGCCUCGAGUCCCACCGGAGCCGCCCCGGAGGAGAAGAGGACCCUGGCCAAGCUGAGGCCGGUGGAUUCCGGCGAACGGCCGUGGUGGCUGGACAGCGUCGAGAGCAUUCCAGAAGGUGUCCAGAGGCUGCCCGACAGUGGGUCUGCUGCCAGCAAGGCCUCGGACUCGUCGGAGCGGGACAGGGAGAGCCAGCGUGACGAGGCCAAGUUCCGCAUCACGCGUAUCUUCUCGGGCGAGCGGCCCUGGUGGAUGUUCAACAGCAACCCCACGUCCCAAGCGCCGCCCCCUCAGCAGCGACGCGACGUCACGGCCUCGCCGAGCUCUUCAGAGGAGAGCUCGGAGGAUGAGGACCGGCCCCGUGCGCCGACACCUCCGCGCCGACAGCGGCCGCCUGCCGAGAGUGACUCGUCCAGCAUGACCUCCGACUGGCCGGCCUCCACACCAGCCGGGACACCCGCCCCCACGCCCUCGCCCUGCCCCUUCGCGCAACAGCCCACCCUGCCCCCGCCGCCCCCGGUCCGCUCCUCGAGUCGGCCCCAAGCGGCGGGAGCGUCCGCCCCCUCGGCGCCGUCCACCCCCAGGGCGCACCGACCCCAGCGGCCUCGUCACCUGCCGCUCUUCAUCGGUGGUCACACCAAUAUCGACGACAUCCUGGGCAACGUCGUGCCCAUCUCGUCGCCCAGCCUGGCUCUGGAUCCCGACAUGGACGACUUGGAUGGCGACUCGAGCGACUCGGAGCAGGCGCGCGAGGUGGGCGCCGACCAGGUUCGCGUCCACGACAGCGUGGCCCACACGGCCGUCAUCGAGCACCGGCAGCAGCAGCACCUGCAGCAACAGCCGUCCCGCCGGCCGCCGCCGCAGUCGACCCGGCCCGUGUUCCAGCCGCCGGGGAUGAUCAAG